AUGUCCCAGUCGGAAAAUGAUCAGCAGACUUGGAACGUAAUAUCUUCAAAUCAUCUCGAUGCAUCCCAUCUAGAUGACUGGCUAUUUGCCGCCUUCCCAGCUGGUGGCAUUGACCCCUCCGCACUUCCCAUAUCGCACAUCAUGGAACAUCUGCAUCUACCUGGAUAUCCAUACGAUAUCCUUGCCGAUAGUUCUUGGCAAUCGUUUUACACUUCCUCGGAGAGUGGACUGACCACUAGCACCGUUCCACCGACGUCGCCUGAAUCAUUUGGGUUUGGGAAUCGUUCCUUUGAAGAUGCAGGGAGUUACUUUUCCUCUGGUCAGUACGACCCGCCAUCGACGGAUUCGCAGAGCCAGGAGGAUUUUGUAGCUCAGUUCACCAAUAAUCUAUCUGUUUCUUCACCUCUGGCGCCUAUCUCGGCACCAUCCGGCCAACCUACAGAAUUGUGCUUGGCAGCAAAUUACAACGGGAUCCAACAAAAUAAUUCUGUGUUCGUCCCGGCACUAGAGGCGUUACUGCCGCCUUUCUGUCAAAGUGAUCUGCAUACGCUGGACAUAUCACAGCCUCUUGAUGCAGAUUCGCAUGGCCCAAAACGCGGGGCUUGCCAGCGUUCCAUCUCAACUCUCUGCUCGUGCGAAGGCCUCUCCAUCCAGGAUAUCAUGAAUUUGGAGCUCCAGAAGUAUCAGGGCUCAAGCCGGGCCCGAGUAAACACAAAAGACUGCCGACUCAAAGUUUUGAGACGAUUUCCACCCGAGCGUAGGGAGCAUUUGGCAAAGAUCAUGGCGGAUCCAGAUGCAUUCUCUGAUAUACCACCUGAUCUUGUCACCUCCUCACUGCGCCCGGGUGUCAAUGGCAAGCCAGUCAGAGUAUUCAAGUGCACGUGUUGUCCAAAUGCCAAGUCCCCAUUGCCGUCACGCAUGCAAGCGGAGGACCACAUUAAGACACACCUUGGGGUUCGCCAACACAAAUGUCCUGCAUGUGGUGUCGGCAGAACCAGAAAACAAGACCUCAUCAUUCACAAAAGAACGUGUGAAUCAUAUAAAAAACUAGUAGCUUCUACACCUCCCCUCCACCAACCGUUUGGUGGGGCAAAUGCAUCUUGA
Messenger RNA from Serendipita indica DSM 11827, 1104 nucleotides. Lineage: Eukaryota; Fungi; Basidiomycota; Agaricomycetes; Sebacinales; Serendipitaceae. The record is from the annotation of a GenBank genome assembly.